Messenger RNA from Lindgomyces ingoldianus, 2359 nucleotides. RefSeq lists its product as uncharacterized. NCBI's taxonomy places the organism in Eukaryota, Fungi, Ascomycota, Dothideomycetes, Pleosporales, Lindgomycetaceae. Gene Ontology annotation, molecular function: protein kinase activity; ATP binding. Gene Ontology annotation, biological process: protein phosphorylation. The transcript has 2 exons. Bases 374 to 2359 code for a protein of 661 amino acids. The record is from RefSeq and is a predicted model, not a curated record.
CACGUUCAGACUUCAUUUUAAUCGACAAAGGCUGCAAAUCGAGAAGGCUGCCUGUUUUUUAUUUUAUACUGACAUGUAGCUGACUAGUCCCUAAUAUCAGAAAACCCUCACAAUGGCCUCAGGCAUGCAUUGGCGAUCUCAAAGCCGUGGAGGCUGAGCUGAGGCAGACCGGCGACUUCUGUAACAUGGCUAUUUAAAAGGUUGCCUUGCCAGAGCCUCUCCAUGUUUAAGAAGAAGAUGCUUCGCUCUUUUUGUCGCUUUGGAAGUUCAUAUUUCUAACCUUCAAAUCCAUCCCAGUCAAUUAUCCGUAUCGUCUGUCUUGCUUCUGUACUCGUCGCAUUAUUAUUUCAUUUGUCACUGGCAUAUUCCAAUCAUGGACCCAGGAACAGCGUUAAGUGUAGUAUCCUUGACCUUCCAGGUCUUUUCAGGAUGUGUCCAAGGCUACCAGCUCCUAGCCGAUGCCAAGCAUAUGCCAUCGGAUUGUCAGUACCUACGAGUCCGCCUAAAAACCGAACAGUAUCGUCUUCUCGAUUGGGCACACAUUGUGCAGCUCGAUGAACAAGAUGAGAACAUUCUCAUUAGCAACUCUAGCAAAGGACUUCUUUUGGAUGUCCUGGAUCAGAAACGACGCCUCCUUCAUCAGUUCGGGCGGUUAGAUGAUAAAUACAAAAAGCUAUCAAAGCCGCUUCUUGUAGAUUCCCAGGAAGCCAACAAUGGCGUCUUCCCGGACCCUCCCGCAUACUCUCCCAAGGAGAUGAGCCCGACGAUUGAGCGGGUCAAUUCCGAAUUUGACAAACGUUUCCCUCAGUCUGAGAUCCUGCUUCAAAAGUCUCUGUUCCUAGCCAGCAGAUCUCGCGAGUACCCUCGCCGGCUUAAAUGGGCUCUCUUCGACAAGGCGAAGAUGGAAUCUCUGAUCCACAAAGUCACGACCUUGAAUGACUACAUGCGCGAGCUGUUGAAUUCCACACAACUCCAAAGACUUGCUAUUAAGCAGGAACGCACAGAAUUCCAGAUCAUGCAAUUAAACAGCAGUGUUCAGAACUUGGUGCAGAUUUUCGAAUCCACUGCCAUCACGAUGAAGAGUGAGAGGAGGAGGGCGCGCUUUCCGACGAACCCGGUGAAGGCCUAUAUGCAAAUCCGGGGGUUGGAGGAAAUCGAGGAAGAGGGCGAUGGAAUAAAACCCGCGCUGCAGAACCUCGCUGCUUUAGCACAAAUCAAAGCCCUCAACUCUGCCAUCGAAGAUCCCAGCCUCUUCACCGACGAAUUCGCAGUUUCCCUCGCACUCCCACACACAGCAUCCGAAAUCCGGUCCGUAGAGCUGUCCCGUGCAGACAUUAGAAUCGAAGGCGAGGAGCCCGAAGACGGCGGCGAGAGUCAACGCGUCGAAGCCAUCUACCAGCCCCCCCACUCCCGCAAAACCUCUGUCUGGAUAGAAUGGAAGACGUACGAACCACCCACCUUCCAAUCCACAGGCCCGGACCCCAAAAUCCACGAACGUGUCGAGGCCCUCGCCGCGCUGCUCAAAGAAAACAACCGCACCGACCAAUUCCGAGCUCCUCACUGCCUAGGUUAUUUCCGCGAUAUCGAUGUCUCCACAGGCGAAGACCACUGCCGCUUCGGUCUCGUCUUCGAAAAACCACCAUCCGCGCAUCCAUCUACAGAACCGAUUUCCCUGCACUCCCUGCUCACCACUCUCCCCGUCGAAAUCCCCAGCCUGACAGACCGCAUAACCCUCAUGCGGCUCCUCUCCGAAACCAUCGAGCGCCUGCACGCCGUGAACUGGCUGCACAAGGGUCUUCGAUCCUCCAACAUCCUGUUUUUCUCCGACAGCGGACCAUCAGACAUCACAUACGCGUCCCCAUAUAUCUCAGGCUUCGACUACUCGCGUCCCGCCAUGAACGACGACAUGACAGAAAAGCCGCCAGAGAAUGCCGCAUCCGACAUCUACCGCCACCCGCGCGUGCAAGGUGCUGGCAAUCGCGACAGCAGCAACAGCAUCACUGGCUCUAGGGGGUUCAAAAAAUCCUACGAUCUAUACUCACUAGGUGUCAUUUUCAUGGAAAUCGCGUACUGGAAGCCGAUAGAUCAGAUACUGGGGAUCAAAGAUUUGAACAAUGCAAGGCCGAGUGUGACGAUUAAAGUGCGGCGGAAUCUGUUAGAUGAGCAGCAGGGGUUUUUGAAGUAUGUGCGGAGUUAUCUCGGGAAUACGGUGGAGAGGGUUGUGAGGGCUUGUUUGGAGGGACCGAGGGCGUUUGGGAUUGAGGAUGGGAUGGAUGAGAAGAGGGGAGAGGUAGGGGCUGAGUUGCAGAGGAUGUUUUAUGAGAGGGUGGUUAGGGAGUUGGGGGAUAUGAGGGUUUAG